AUGGGUGCAGAAGACUUGGUUCCGUCUUUGCUGUGCACAUUCGAGAGCUGGUACAACAGCUCUGGUCAAGCCGAGAGACAUCGCCAGAUCGCCGGUCGAUCCAACUCCUCCCAGAGCAUGAUGGCCGAGCUGUUCCAUGAAGAUUGGCAAGUGUUUCUCCCUUCGUGGUGCCCAGCGGGCGCCGUGAAGGUGUGCCCAGUGCUGGGCUUCCUGGCUGUCGUCCUGAUCAUUCCCCUCAUCCUGGCCAAGGUCUUCUCCAGCCCCCACUUGCGUCAGGAGACCCGCUACCUGCUGUUGGCCAACACCCUGCUCAGCGACCUGCUGUUCAUGUUUACCUACCUGCUGUCCACCUGCUUCAACUCGGCAGGCGUGGUGACCUCUGAGUGGUCCUGCGGCGCCCUGCUCUUCGUCCUCAGCAUCGUCUACUGCGCCGGGCUUCUGAGUGCCAAGGCCAUGGUCCUGGACACCUUGCUGGCUGUCCUGGUGCCCCUGCGCUACCUCGCCCUGUGGCCUGUCUCCAAGACACGGAGGGCCAUCGCGGCAGUCUGGGUGGCGUCUGUUCUCUUUCCGGCUAGCACCAUAGUGGUCUUCCUGUGGCACCACUCGGAGGACCCCUGCAGCUCCCAUGUGUGCUCCCUGCCUGUGUUUCUGGCGCUGACCGUGGGGUACUCCGUCCCCAUGCGGGCUUCCAUGCUGCUGACCGUUGCCGGCGUCCUGCUGGUGCUGCUCCUGGUCCUCUCUGGGUACGUGUUCCUGUACUGCAGGACAAGGAGGUCUGGGGCGUGGAGGAGGGAGCGUGCGUCUCGGGCCAGAGGGACCUUCCUCAUACACUUUUUCCACCUGGGCCUGUCGCUCUGCCCGAUGCUGGUGCUGGCGGUGGAGCUGCUCCUGUGCUCCCGCUCCAGUCGCUCUAUCGAUCUGAGGGCCAACCUGCUGGUCUCCCUGGUGCUCUGCAACGUGCUGCUGGUCCUGCCCAAAGCCCUUGCCCCUUACCUCUACGGCCUGAGGUAUCGGGAACUGGACCUCCGCAGGACACUGCGGUCCUUCUGCGGGCUAAAACGGCCGUCGACCGUCACACCAGUCAUCAAGAGCUGA
Conger conger (European conger) is the source of this 1095-nucleotide messenger RNA. RefSeq names its product probable G-protein coupled receptor 148. Bases 1 to 1095 code for a protein of 364 amino acids. Gene Ontology annotation, molecular function: G protein-coupled receptor activity. Gene Ontology annotation, biological process: G protein-coupled receptor signaling pathway. The record is from RefSeq and is a predicted model, not a curated record. Gene Ontology annotation, cellular component: membrane. NCBI's taxonomy places the organism in Eukaryota, Metazoa, Chordata, Actinopteri, Anguilliformes, Congridae. The transcript has a single exon.